Glarea lozoyensis ATCC 20868 is the source of this 2061-nucleotide messenger RNA. Its product is annotated as HMG-box. The record is from RefSeq and is a predicted model, not a curated record. The coding region runs from base 1 to 2061 and encodes 686 amino acids. Gene Ontology annotation, biological process: regulation of gene expression. Gene Ontology annotation, cellular component: nucleus. Lineage: Eukaryota; Fungi; Ascomycota; Leotiomycetes; Helotiales; Helotiaceae. Gene Ontology annotation, molecular function: protein binding. The transcript is spliced from 4 exons.
AUGAUAUCGUCUUUGCCCUCGUCUGCCCCUCGAGAUUCUUCCUCAAAAGCCUGCCUGCUCCCACGCGUGGCUGCCCAGGACAAAGCAUAUGCUGCCAGAACAUCCGAAUCUAACACCCAGCCCCAGCGAGAUCAGCACCCGCCGUCGCGUCUUCGAGCUGCUCAAGCUCCCUCGAAGCGUAGUAUUGCCGUCACUCGGCUCACGAAUCAUCCUGCCCCAACGGCUCUCGCCCUUGCCUUAUACGAUUCCCCCGCGGCGAGCGACCAUUUGGACAACCUCACCCGACCAGGGAAGAGACAUACGGAAUCGAGCGUUUCCCGUUACGAAAGAUACAGCACAACCGGCGCAGGAUCCUCGACACCGAGUCCACCCAAGAACUCCGGUUCGCCGACGACGACAUUGGCUUGGUUCCUCCAUUACAUGAGCGCUCACCCUCCCAAUGCAGCGCUGAGCGACCUUCACAUCUCCCCCGCUCACUGGACGCGUCGUUCAGAACCGACGCUGAUGGACCAGAUUUUUGAGGAAUUGGGAAUUGCAGAAUAUCUCGAAACCUUCAAGGCCAACGGAUUCGAGAAUUGGAGCGUGGUACUGGACAUCACCGAGUCGGACUUUGAUGCGCUGGGAGUCAAGUUGGGCCAUCGCAGGAAACUGCAAAGGAAGAUAGCCAAUUCGCGAGGUCUCUCACCCGAUCGAGCGCUUGCCUCUCCUCGAAAUACACCGGCGGAAGAGAGAACGGGCGAGGAGCAGAAAUCAAGCACGAGCAAGCAAGAUGGGAAGGACCGGAGUGGGACUGGUGGCCCUCAAGGCUCGAAACGAAAAUAUAGACGACACCCGAAAGCCGACGAAAAUUGCCCAGAACGACCACCAUCCGCAUAUGUCAUCUUCUCCAAUAAAAUGCGCGAGGAACUCAAGGGGAGAAAUCUCUCCUUUACCGAGAUUGCAAAACUCGUGGGCGAGAAUUGGCAGAACCUGGCACCAGCAGAGAAAGAGCCGUAUGAACAACAAGCUUUUUCUGCAAAGGAACGGUAUAACGGCGAACUCGCCGAAUACAAAAAGACGGCCAAAUAUCAGGAAUACGCGCAGUAUCUAGUGGAGUUCAAGGCCAGACAAGCCAACCAACAACAAGCUCCGGACGCAGAAGGUUCAAAGAGACCCAAGCUGGAAGCCCGACACAGUACGGCCAGCAGUGGCACCGCAAGUAGCUCGACCAGUCAGCUGGUGACCGAAACGUUAGCAACACGAGGACGUGUUGACUCAUCCGCGUCGUACGGCGCGCUGUGGCAAUUGUCAGAUAAUUCGUCCACGCCACAACCAUCGCUGGUGUCAAAGGUUGGGAUGGUGCAGGCAGCAAAAGGACCGAGUCCACCCGGUACCGGACCUACGGUGUUGCCUGGGUAUCGAGAAGCCAUGUUUGCCAAUGCUUCGGAUGCCCAGCGGGAAGAUUCUUCGAAUUCCCAUCGAUUGCCCAGGCUUGCCACCAUUCUUGACUCGAGAGCGGGUUAUCCGAACGCAUCGGGAUCUGAAGAGGCCAAUUCCACAUCUUUAACCCAGCACCCUCACCGGACGAGACAAUCUCAUCCUCCAUCGCUCAUGACGGCUGAUUCAAACAGCCGGUCCACAAUGUCUUCUCAAAGUGGCUCGUCGUCAUAUGUGACACCGCAUACACCCUUGGAGCCACCCGUCCGUGACCGUUCUCUUCCCCUUCCGUCAUUAUACUCGCAAAAAUCAACGGGCUCAUCUGAUAGUCAAAUUUCCUCGUUCCGCCCUCCCUCUUUGUCACCGCAAUCGACACAAACCCAUACACAGCAAAUGUCUAAUUUAAAUCAACAACGCCAAGAUUACUCUAAUAAAAUGUCCAUGGCGCCGAUUCGUGGGCUCACCUCGACCACGCCACAAAAUUUGGAUGGUUUGGAAAGACCGAUUCCAAGAGGUCGCGAUUACAAAUAUGACGCUUCCAUUGAAGAGCCAUUAGAUCCGGUGAGCGCUCUUCUGAGAGCGGGAGAAAUUGUGAACCAAAAAAGCAUGAAUCAACAGAAUCGGCCUGGUACUGGUUCACCGUAA